CCCUCUCUCACUUUAGUUCGCCUCCCCCACCCUCUUUCUUGCAGUGCUUAUUUUUUUUUAACGAGAUAGACGAAAUCGGAAAUUAAAUCUAAUACUCUCCAAAUCAACUCCAAAAAGUACAAAUAAAAUUAGAACAGCAACGACAUAAUUGUUAGAGGCAAAACUAAGCAGAGUGGACAGAGAGGUAUAGAGAUAAAAUGUUUACUAAAACGAUGUUCCAAACACUUAUUUUUGGAAUAGCAAUGUACAUUACGUGUAUAUCCCCUUGCACUAACUUCAGCUAUAACUCAACAAACUACGAAGUUCGGAGCAUAACUGCGCCACUUACUUGGUUGGAUGUCAACAGUAUUUGCAAAUCUUUUGGCGGACAGCUUGUGAGCCUCAAUACACCAGAUGAAUAUGCUGCUCUAUUAUAUUUUCUGCAAACAAAUUGUCACGUUGGUAUUUACGCAAUCGGGUUAUCCCGACAGCCUGGUCUUGAUAGGUACGUAAGUGCAAAUUGGAUAUGGGAAUCGGGAGAAGCGUAUGAGGGGCAGAUUAAUUGGGAGGGGCGAGAUCCUGGUUGUUCGAAUUCGAAACAUUGUGUAGUACGAAUGCUUUCGAAGAAUGGAAAUUUCCGUGACUUCAGUGCAACCAGGGAUCUCAGCAAGACUACUACACGUGGAUAUAUUUGUGAGAAACACGUCAAUCAAAAUUCAACUUAUUUCAAAACGACGCUGCCGCUCACUGGAUGUCGUCAUCACGAUGCUGUUGGUGCGAUGAGUGCUCAAUGCUUUCGAUGCGCACUUAAAUGCUUCAAAGACGAUGAAUGCCUUGCGUUUAAAUAUGACGAUGUUGGAGGAUGCCAGGUAAAAUCAGACUUGAUGGAAAAUACAGAACUUUAUUAUACUCGAUUGUGGGUCUAAUGUAGGCCAGCAGCACAUAAUAACGUCUUUAACCUUGUUUAUCGUGGCUAAAAUGUCCUAUUACACAAUACGUGCUUACUAUAGCAUCAUAAACCAACAGCGUAUCUAGUUAAUAUUAAAUCCUUAUGAUCGUACUGAGCAACUACUAACAACUCAUCAGUGGUCUUAAAGAACGUUUGUAAAUACAACCGUCGGCUACUAAAUCAGAAAUAUAACAACUCAGAAUACGAGGUGUUACAGGCCUGUGUAUAAGAUUCAUCGUAUAAAUUACUCUAA
Anneissia japonica is the source of this 1181-nucleotide messenger RNA. RefSeq lists its product as uncharacterized. Bases 198 to 905 code for a protein of 235 amino acids. The record is from RefSeq and is a predicted model, not a curated record. The transcript has 4 exons. Lineage: Eukaryota; Metazoa; Echinodermata; Crinoidea; Comatulida; Comatulidae.